UCUUUUCUGGACGAGAGCCCCGGGAUAUUGCAAGCGAGAGCUCGAGGGAGAGAGAGAGGGAGGAGAAAAGUUUGGGGUUGGGGUGGAGAUCUUUUUGGAGAAUCUCCUCAAAGGCUCUCUCUUCUCUACCAACGGAGGUAGGACUGCUCCUCUCUCGCGGAUCGAGAUGGUUCGAUUUGGUGUCUGGAUUCGGUUCUUGGUAGAGCUGCUCCGUUUUCUGUUCGGAAGGGGGACCGGAAAUGGAAACCAACUCAUUCUCUGAUCCGAAGAGAGAGAGAGAGAGAGAGAGAGAGAGAGCAGUAUAAGGCUGCUUGAGUGUGAGAGGAGAGUGUGAGGCAGAGACGGAAUUAGGUGUUAGUAGUUAGUACUGAAGUGAUUAGAGGUUGGUGUCUUCAGCUAUGGGUUUUGAGCCGCUGGCCUGGUACUGCUGGCCGGUCGAGGACGGGGUCUGGACGACGGCGGUGGAGAAUGCUUUUGGAGCAUACACGCCCUGCGGCAUCGAGACCCUGGUCGUUUGCAUCUCCCAUCUGGUUCUUUUCGCUGCUUGUGUCUACCGGAUAUGGAGGACCAAUAAAGAUUUCACUAUUCGGAGAUUCUGUCUGAGGUCCCGGGCUUACAAUUACAUGUUGGGGCUGCUGGCCACGUACUGCACUGCAGAGCCUUUGCUUAGGCUGAUUAUGGGCAUGUCAAUUGCGAAUCUGGAUGGACAGACUAGUCUUGCUCCCUUUGAGAUAGUUUCACUGCUCAUUGAGGCUUCCUCUUGGUGUUGUGUGCUUAUUAUGAUUGGAGUAGAGGCUAUAAUCUACAUCUGUGAGUUCCGGUGGUACGUCCGGUUUGCAGUUAUCUACGUUCUGAUUGGGCAAAUUUCUAUGUUCAAUCUUGUUCUCUCAGUGAGAGAGUAUUAUGAUAGGUCAAUCUUCUAUUUGUAUGUUAGUGAGAUAGCAAGCCAGAUUUUGUUUGGAAUCCUAAUGCUGGUCUAUAUUCCCAGUUUGAAUCCUUACCCAGGAUAUACUUCAAUUAGAAAUGAGGUGUUUGUUGACAACACAGGUUAUGAAGCACUUCCUGGGGGAGAGCAGAUUUGUCCCGAGAGGCAUGGCAAUAUAUUGUCCAGGAUAUUGUUUUCAUGGAUGACUCCCCUCAUGCAACAAGGGUAUAAAAGGCCUAUUACUGAGAAGGAUAUUUGGAAAUUAGAUACAUGGGAUCAGACAGAGACAUUGAAUAGCAGGUUCUGGAAAUGCUGGGCUGAAGAAUCCCAGAGACCCAAACCAUGGCUUUUGAGAGCACUGCAUCGUAGUCUUGGGGGAAGAUUUUGGCUGGGAGGAUUUUUCAAGAUUGGUAAUGAUGCUUCUCAAUUUGUGGGCCCACUAAUAUUGAAUCACCUCUUGGAGUCUAUGCAAGAAGAAGAUCCAUCUUGGAAUGGCUACAUUUAUGCCUUUGGAAUUUUUGCUGGAGUGGCAUUGGGUGCACUAUUUGAAGCACAGUACUUUCAGAAUGUUAUGCGAGUUGGCUUCAGACUGAGGUCUACCUUGGUUGCAGCUGUUUUUCGCAAAUCACUAAAACUAUCACAUGUGGGUCGUAGGAAAUUUGCAACAGGGAAGAUAACAAAUUUGAUGACUACUGAUGCAGAAGCACUCCAGCAAGUCUGCCAACAGCUUCACAAUGUAUGGUCGGCUCCUUUUCGUAUUACCAUAGCUAUUGUACUGUUGUACAAACAGCUAGGUGCUGCAUCACUUGUUGGCUCAUUUAUGCUGGUUCUCAUGUUCCCAAUACAGACAUUUGUAAUAAGCAAAAUGAAGAAACUGUCAAAGGAGGGCUUGCAAUGUACUGACAAGCGCAUUGGUCUUAUGAAUGAGAUAUUGGCUGCUAUGGAUACCGUGAAAUGUUAUGCGUGGGAGCAAAGUUUCCAGUCAGAAGUGCAGAGCAUUCGCAAUGAUGAGCUCUCAUGGUUCCGUAGGGCUCAGCUAUUAGCAGCAUUCAAUAGUUUUAUUCUGAAUAGCAUACCAGUUGUUGUUACAGUCUCAUCAUUUGGGAUGUACUCUUUACUUGGGGGGGAUCUGACACCUGCAAAAGCAUUUACGUCACUGUCACUGUUUUCGGUAUUAAGGUUUCCUCUGUUCAUGCUCCCUAAUGUGAUAACUCAGGUUGUGAGUGCUAAUGUAUCAUUGAAGCGUCUGGAGGAGCUGUUCCUAUCUGAAGAGAGAAUACUGUUGCCAAAUCCACCUAUCAACCCAGAGCUUCCAGCUAUCUCAAUUAGGAACGGAUAUUUUUCUUGGGAGUCAAAGGCAGAGAGGCCCACAUUAUCAAAUAUCAAUUUGGAUAUACCUGUUGGUAGGUUAGUAGCAAUUGUUGGAAGUACUGGAGAAGGAAAAACAUCUCUAAUAUCGGCGAUGCUUGGCGAAUUACCACCACUGCCAGAAACAAACACAUCUGUUGAUGUUAGGGGAACUAUUGCUUAUGUACCUCAAGUUUCAUGGAUUUUCAAUGCUACUGUACGUGACAACAUAUUGUUUGGAUCUCCUUUUCAAGCAUUACGCUAUGAGAGGGCAAUUGAAGUGACUGCAUUACAGCAUGACAUUGACUUGCUUCCAGGAGGUGAUCUCACAGAGAUUGGAGAAAGGGGAGUGAAUAUUAGUGGUGGGCAAAAGCAAAGAGUUUCCAUGGCAAGGGCAGUAUAUUCGGACUCAGAUGUAUAUAUAUUUGAUGAUCCUUUGAGUGCACUUGAUGCUCAUGUUGGUCGACAGGUAAUACUAGUCAAAAAAUUGGGAUACGAAUUAUAUUUAUCAUGUCUGAUUACUUUUUCCAUGUAUUGUUCCUUGCCGGUAUGAGAGAAACAUGGCUCAAUUCCAUCUCAGUGUUCCAUUACCAAAGUAGAUCGACCUAUGCUAUUGGUGGCGACUAGUGCCAAAAGUGCGACUUAGCUUUUAGGCCACCUUGAUGCCCCUGCUUGGGUCACAAAAACAUCAUUGCCAAUUCUUCCUACCAGCCAACUGGUUUAUCAGGUUUCAUGGCAAACCAGUCUCUCACUUGGAGUUGCUGUAGGAACUAGGCCCCAAUUUAGUUGGCUGAUAUCAAGUUGAGAACUGGAAACCAAACUUGCCGGAGCAUCAUUGGCCAAACCUUGUUCCAUAAAGCUAACCCCAAAUGGAUGGGGCAAUUGCAAAAUUUUGUUAGAAUUGAACUUUAACAUUCAAAGUGCUGUAGAUUGAUGUGAGCAAACUGAUUCCACUCAUUCUUAAAAGUAUAUAGUGCUUCCAAAGAAUAAAAUAGUAUGCUCUGCCCAAUUUAAUAAUUAUGUGAAACAAAAUUCUUUUUGCUUUUCUAACUAUUGCUUGGUCUUUACAGCAAUUGUUACAUAAUCCUUUAAAUCACCUUUGAUAAGUCAACUCAACUCAACUAAGGCUUAAUCCUAAACUAGUUGGGGUUGGCUACAUGAAUACUUUUCCUCCAUUCUACUCUAUUUAGGACCACAUUUUCUAAAAGAUGUAGCAAUAUCAGGUAAUGAUUGCCGAACUAGUAACGGAGCCCAUACCAAUUGGCCACCAAUGCGGUAUUGUGUCUGUUUAGUACCGUAGUGACACAUCGUACAUCCUGUGUGCUGAUCUGCUGACCAGUAUGCCAU
This is a messenger RNA of Phoenix dactylifera (date palm), 3619 nucleotides long. NCBI's taxonomy places the organism in Eukaryota, Viridiplantae, Streptophyta, Magnoliopsida, Arecales, Arecaceae. The record is from RefSeq and is a predicted model, not a curated record.